GGGGAGGGGUGCAAGUAAUAGCAACCUGAAGCUAUUUCAAGCGAGGUAAACCCGACCCCACCAGUCCUAGCGGGCCAACCAGGACUUUCGCAGAACAAUCAACAUAAGAAACGUUGGUACAUUUAGCGUUCUUCAGUCUUCGUAAAGAUGGCACGCAAAAGAAACAAAAUGAACCACAGCUCCCUAUGAAUGGCCCACACUGAGGUCAUCCCAGAGAAGCUCCAGCUCCCAGACAAGCUCCUCCCAUAUUUCAUCCUCAGUUGAAAACAUGUCAGCUAUACCGUCCACAUCAACAGCACUGUCCACCUCCUCAGCACUGGCCAUAGACCUUGCAGGCUUAGUUCCGUCCAUGUAUGAGAUGGUCCUGAAGUUGGCAUUAGUGACUGCCCAACUGGCACUUGCCACGGCCCAGAUGUUGUACCAACAGGCAUCUACAACCUGCACAGGACCAGACCAAGACAACAGUCCGCUUCCAGAUCCAAGCCUUCAGAUGGCAUGCUCCAGCCAUGUUCAUCUAUCCAACCCAUAUCCCAGAUCAGCUCCUGUCUCUAGCCUUGUUGAAACUGCCGGGCGACUGUUAGAUGCAGCUCAGGAACCAUCUUCAAAAAGGGCUUACCACAAAGCUUUGUCUGAUUUCUUAGAACUUAAAAAUUAGAACUGAACGUUUUAAAAACACUUUUAUUCCUUUCUCUUUAUUAAACCAUUAGUGGUCUAAGUUUUACUUUUGAAACUCAUUUUGGCCUUUAUUGUAUUUAAUUAUCAUUACUCCAUCCUCUUUUACACUAACUUUCAGAUGCCUGUGCAAAAAUU
This is a messenger RNA of Lingula anatina, 810 nucleotides long. RefSeq lists its product as uncharacterized. The record is from RefSeq and is a predicted model, not a curated record. NCBI's taxonomy places the organism in Eukaryota, Metazoa, Brachiopoda, Lingulata, Lingulida, Lingulidae.